Onychomys torridus (southern grasshopper mouse) is the source of this 1818-nucleotide messenger RNA. It is a transcript of the gene Slc23a1, whose product is annotated as solute carrier family 23 member 1. NCBI's taxonomy places the organism in Eukaryota, Metazoa, Chordata, Mammalia, Rodentia, Cricetidae. Gene Ontology annotation, biological process: transmembrane transport. The record is from RefSeq and is a predicted model, not a curated record. The transcript is spliced from 14 exons. Gene Ontology annotation, cellular component: membrane. Gene Ontology annotation, molecular function: transmembrane transporter activity. The coding region runs from base 1 to 1818 and encodes 605 amino acids.
AUGAGAGCUCAGGAGGAUCCCAGGAGCCCAACACAGCAUGAGUCUCUGGGUUCAGCAGAGACUUCCACCAGGGACCAGCAGACACCCUUGACCAUGGAGCCCAAGUUUGACAUGUUGUACAAGAUUGAGGAUGUGCCACCAUGGUACCUGUGCAUCCUGCUGGGCUUCCAGCACUACCUGACGUGCUUCAGCGGCACUAUCGCCGUGCCCUUCCUCCUGGCUGAGGCGCUGUGUGUGGGCCGCGACCAGCACAUGGUCAGUCAGCUCAUCGGCACCAUCUUCACCUGUGUGGGCAUCACCACGCUCAUCCAGACUACAGUGGGCAUCCGGCUGCCACUGUUUCAGGCCAGCGCCUUUGCGUUUCUGGUUCCGGCCAAGGCUAUCCUGGCCUUGGAGAGGUGGAAGUGUCCCCCAGAAGAGGAGAUCUAUGGUAACUGGAGUAUGCCCCUGAAUACCUCACACAUCUGGCACCCUCGGAUUCGAGAGGUCCAGGGUGCAAUCAUGGUGUCCAGCAUGGUGGAAGUGGUGAUUGGGCUCAUGGGGCUGCCUGGGGCCCUGCUCAGCUACAUUGGGCCUCUCACGGUCACCCCCACUGUCUCCCUCAUUGGUCUCUCUGUUUUCCAAGCUGCUGGUGACCGCGCUGGCUCCCACUGGGGCAUUUCAGCUUGCUCCAUUCUACUGAUCGUCCUGUUCUCCCAGUACCUACGCAACCUCACCUUCCUGCUGCCCAUCUACCGAUGGGGCAAGGGUCUCACCCUCUUCCGCAUCCAGAUCUUUAAGAUGUUUCCGAUCGUCCUGGCCAUCAUGACCGUGUGGCUGCUGUGCUACGUGCUGACCCUGACGGAUGUGCUACCUGCAGAUCCCACAGCCUAUGGCUUCCAGGCACGAACGGAUGCCCGAGGGGACAUCAUGGCUCUCUCACCCUGGAUCCGCAUCCCCUACCCAUGUCAGUGGGGCCUACCCACAGUGACGGUGGCCGCAGUUCUGGGAAUGUUCAGUGCCACGCUGGCGGGCAUCAUCGAGUCCAUUGGUGAUUACUAUGCUUGUGCCCGGCUGGCUGGUGCACCGCCCCCUCCAGUACAUGCUAUCAACAGGGGAAUUUUCACUGAAGGCAUCUGCUGCAUUAUCGCUGGGCUACUGGGCACAGGCAACGGGUCCACCUCAUCCAGCCCCAACAUUGGGGUCCUAGGGAUAACUAAGGUGGGCAGCCGCCGAGUUGUGCAGUAUGGUGCAGGCAUCAUGCUAAUCCUGGGUGCCAUUGGCAAGUUCACAGCCCUCUUUGCCUCACUCCCAGACCCCAUCCUGGGAGGAAUGUUCUGCACUCUUUUUGGUAUGAUCACCGCCGUGGGACUGUCCAACCUGCAGUUUGUGGACAUGAACUCCUCUCGAAACCUCUUUGUAUUGGGAUUCUCUAUGUUCUUUGGCCUCACGCUGCCCAAUUACCUGGAUUCCAACCCAGGCGCCAUCAACACAGGCGUUCCUGAGGUGGAUCAGAUCCUAACUGUGCUGCUGACCACGGAGAUGUUUGUUGGCGGGUGCCUUGCUUUCAUACUGGACAACACAGUGCCAGGGAGCCCAGAGGAAAGAGGCCUGAUACAGUGGAAAGCUGGAGCCCAUGCCAACAGUGACAUGUCAGCCAGUCUGAAGAGCUAUGAUUUCCCCUUUGGGAUGGGCAUGGUAAAAAGGACUGCCUUUUUCAGAUACAUUCCUAUCUGCCCAGUCUUCAGAGGGUUUUCUAAAAAGUCAAAAACUCAGCCUCCAGUUCUGGAAGACACUCCAAACACCACAGAAACUGGGUCUGUGUGCACCAAGGUCUGA